UGAUAGCCCGGGUAUUGAAGGGCGCUUAUAAAUACUGACGGACAGGUUCUGGAGUUCAACACUUGCCUCCAAAACAGUCGCUGUGGUGUGCACUCCUCAAGAACGAGAUCAAGAUGUCAGGUUGGCCCAUAGUAAUUCUGCUAGCGUUGGCAUCCCUGACGUUCAGCGCAAAUGCCCAGGAGUCGUGCCUGAGGUGCGGCUUCCCUACUGGGAACAAGCUCCACGCUCACGCGCAUUGUGCGCAGACUGGGCCGCGCAAGUACUUCCGCGAUCAGCACGACUGUGCGAAGUUCUACCAGUGCAACCGGGGCACUGCGUACGAAUUUCUGUGCGCUGAAGGAUAUGGGUUCAACGAGGAACAGAACGCUUGUGAGAAUAUUGCGAAAGUACGUUGCCCCACGGUAAGUUCUGAUCCGAGCAAUACACAUCAGUUGGAGUACGAUUUUGUGCGUGCGAGUGGUGCUGGACAGCGGAAUAGGACUUCAAGUCAUGAAGAAAGCUCCCAUCACAGCAGUUCGCACCAGCUGGAGCACGAUUUUGUGCGUGCGAGUGGUGCCGGACAACGUAACAGGACUUCAAGCCAUGAAGGAAGCACUUCACACCAACUAGAGCACGAGUUCGUGCGUGCGAGUGGUGCUGGACAACGGAAUAGGACAUCAGGUCAUGAAGAAAGCUCCCAUCAUAGCAGUUCGCACCAACUAGAGCACGAUUUCGUGCGUGCCAGCGGUGCUGGACAACGCAACAGGACUUCAAGUCAUGAAGGAAGCCAUACGCACCAGCUGGAGCACGAUUUCGUGCGUGCAAGCGGUGCUGGACAACGGAAUAGGACAUCAGGCCAUGAAGAAAGCUCCCAUCACAGCAGUUCGCACCAGCUAGAGCACGAUUUCGUGCGUGCCAGCGGUGCUGGACAACGCAACAGGACUUCAAGUCAUGAAGGAAGCACUUCACACCAACUAGAGUACGAUUUUGUGCGUGCGAGCGGUGCCGGACAACGCAACCAAACCACGUGCAACAUUUGCCAGCAGGCGAAGCAAGUCAUCCGACGGCAUGGCAACUGUCCCCGCACAAACGGGUACUAUCCGGUGAUGUUCCGCAACGAGAAGGACUGUUCCCAGUUCUACCAGUGCGAUCAUGGUACGGCCUAUCUCAUCCAGUGCCCGGCCGGAUUGCACUUCAACACGCGGCUUAGCGUGUGCGACUACCCGGACAAGGUGGACUGCAAUGGACCGGUACUGAACGAACACGUGACAGGUGGAGCUCACGGUGGUCAUGGUGGUUCGCCGUCCUGUGCCGUCUGCCAGAGUGCAACCAGUGUUGUGCACCGUCAUCCACAAUGUCCCACCCGAAAUGGGCCCCACCCGAUCAUGUUCCGCCAUCGAACGGACUGUACGAAGUACUAUCAGUGUGAUCAUGGCACUGCUUUUGAGAUCACAUGUCCCGCUGGAUUGCAUUUCAACACGGCGCUCAGCGUGUGUGAUUAUCCGGAACGGGUGGGCUGUUCCGAGGGUGCGGAAGGAUCGGGAGGCGCUAGUGAAGCGCCGGCUGUGGACCACCCAGUGGUGGCGAAGAUUCAUCCCAACUGUCCGGCUGUUACCGGUCGGCAGGAGCCUGCCUAUUGGGCCCAUCCGCACGAGUGCGGCAAGUACUUCGGUUGCCAGUGGGGAUGCGUGGAGCUGCUGAGCUGCCCGGCAGGCCAUCGGUGGGACGAUGCUCAGAAGGCUUGCUCGCCGGACGAGUCGCUCGAGUGUGCGAACGCGGAAUGGUAAUGGAGGGGAAUAUUUAUGAACACAUGCUGGAAGCCCAAUAGCAAUAAAGAAUAAUACAAGCAAUUA
This is a messenger RNA of Anopheles arabiensis, 1832 nucleotides long. RefSeq lists its product as uncharacterized. Gene Ontology annotation, molecular function: chitin binding. Bases 114 to 1766 code for a protein of 550 amino acids. Gene Ontology annotation, cellular component: extracellular region. The record is from RefSeq and is a predicted model, not a curated record. The transcript is spliced from 2 exons. Lineage: Eukaryota; Metazoa; Arthropoda; Insecta; Diptera; Culicidae.